AUGAAUAAUCAAUGGAAAAAAUAUUUAUUUUGGUUUGCUCAAGAACACAUUGAUUUUCGUACAGCUGUAAGUAAUUCUUUAUUUAAUUCAUUUAAUUUUUAUUUGUCUGCUCCAUAUAAUUUUUACAUUUAUUCUUUUUAGGAAAUACAGUCUAUUUUAUCUAUGUUUGGUGUAAAUAUUUAUACUCAUCCUAAAUUAGAAACACAUGUAAGAAAAUAUAAUUAUUACAAUAAUAUAAUUUAAUACAUUUAUUUAUGCACAAGUAAUUUUUAUUAUAGCCUUAUUGGAUAGUUAAUUUACCCUCAGAAAACCUAGUGCAUGAGAUUGCAAGUAGAGCAGUCUGUGUGCGAUUUUGUAUGGAACUAUGGGCUAAUAGUAAACAAGCUGAAGACUUGCAUAAUAAGUUAAAAACUUAUCCAAUUUCAGAAAUUAAAAAAUAUGCAGGAUCACAUAAAUCCUUUAAAGUAAUAGUUGAGACAUUUUGUAAACACUUUUCACAAGGUGAAAAAGUAAAUAAAAUUGAAUCUUUCAGUUAUUUACCAUUGGAAGGAUCAGUAAGAUUAAAUAAUCCAGACACAACAUUCUAUUAUAUAGAAUUUUAUGGAUUAGAUCCUAAUAACAUUCCUAAAGAACCAUAUGAAUUAUUUUUUGGUAGAUGGAUUACAAGUGGACAAAGAGAUUUAAUUCGAAAGUUAUCACUGAAAACCAGAAAAUUUAUUGGUAAUACGUCUAUGGAUCCUCAAUUAUCAUUAAUAAUGGCUAAUCAGGCACAAGUUCAAAAAGGAGAUAUUGUUCUUGAUCCUUUUGUUGGUACUGGAUCUCUAUUAGUUGCUGCUUCUCAUUUUGGAGGAUAUACAUUGGGUACAGAUAUAGAUUUUUUAAUGCUUCAUGGACGUACAAGACCUACUAGAAUAUCACAAAAGAUUAGAGAAAAAGACGAAAAUAUUGCUACAAAUAUGAGUCAAUAUGGAAAGAGAUCAUACUAUAUUGAUGUAGUUGUAUCAGACUUUUCUUAUCCUUUAUGGCGUUCUGAUAUGUGUAUAGAUGCUAUAAUUACUGAUCCUCCUUAUGGUAUUAGAGAAGCAACAGAAAGGAUAGGCACAACUAAAUUAAAUCCAGUGAUAGAAGAACAUCAAGCUUCAUCUCAUAUACCAUCAAAAAUUGGUUAUGAUUUACCUCAAAUGUAUAAAGAUUUAUUGACUUUUGCAGCCAAACAUCUUAAAUUAAAUGGUAGAUUAGUAUGUUGGUUUCCUUUAUUUAGAAUAAAAUAUAAAUUAUUAUUUAGAGAUCAAUAUUCAGAGGAUCAGUUACCAACACAUCCCUGUUUGGAAUUAAUAGCUAAUUCAGAACAAAUACUUAGUAAUUAUACUAGUCGCAGGUUAUUGACUUACAAAAAAAUAAAAGAUCCAAAGGAAUCAGAUGAAAUCAAUUCCACUAACUUAAUCGAUUUCCGAGAAAAAUAUUUUGCAUUACGAAAUGAAAGUAGAAGAGAAAAACGAAUGAAGAAAGCUGUAGAAAAAGCAAAGAAUAGAGAACUUUGGGAACAGAAUAAUAAAGAAAAUCCAAAAAGAUGA
Heterotrigona itama is the source of this 1574-nucleotide messenger RNA. NCBI's taxonomy places the organism in Eukaryota, Metazoa, Arthropoda, Insecta, Hymenoptera, Apidae. The record is from the annotation of a GenBank genome assembly.